AUGCGUCGUUCUGCGCGAAGGGUUGAAGCUGAACUUCUCACCUGCCGGAAACAACCGGAGUACACAGUAGUGAAGAAGUCGUCUGGUGAGUGUGUGACACCCCGUGUGUCAGGAGGCUGGAGCAGGAGCCAGAGCUCCGCCCCCGAGGAGCCUCCACCUCAUUCACUGAUCCAUGAGCAGAAGAUCCUAGAACUUACCUCCAGGAUCACUGAGCUGCUGACUGGAGAGGUUCCUAUAAGGUGUCAGGAUGUCACUGUCUAUUUCUCCAUGGAGGAGUGGGAGUAUUUAUUAGGACACAAGGAUCUGUACAAGGAUCAGCUCAUGAUGGAGGAUCACCAGUCCCUCACAUCACCAGGUAAGAGGAGAGAGCAGGUUUGUGGAUCUCCUAGAUUCCCCCAUCAUCUGAUCAUCACAUAUAACAAUGGAUUCAGUCACUGUAUUGUGGUAAAUGUCGUCCUCUGUGCACUUGGCAAUAAAGAUUCAUCCAGGAUAAAUGUAAAGUUCUCCCCUGUAGAUGAUGGAGUCUAUAAUUUGGAAUCUUUGCAGGAAAGUUCUGGAGGAACAAUGAGUGGACUAGAAAACCCCAUAUCAGAGAAUGGAGAGAAGACAUUUUUAUGUCUGGAAUGUGGAAAAUGUUUUACUAAGAAAAGAAAUUUUGUUAGCCAUCACAGGAAUCACACAGGAGAGAAGCCAUUUCAAUGCCUGGAAUGUGGAAGAUGUUUUAAUAGGAAAGCCCAUCUUGUUAAACAUCAGAGAAUGCACACAGGAGAGAAGCCAUUUUUAUGUUCAGAAUGUGGAAAAUCAUUUAGUGACAAGUCAAAUCUUGUGGAGCAUCAAAAAACUCACACAGGACAGAAGCCAUUGUCAUGCUCAGAAUGUGGAAAAUGUUUUCGUAAGAAAUCAAAUCUUGUCACUCAUCAGAGAACUCACACAGGAGAGAAGUCAUAUGCAUGUCCAGAAUGUUUAAAGUGUUUUAGUCAUAGAGCAGUUCUUGUGGAACAUAUAAAAGCUCACACAGGAGAGAAGCCAUUUUCUUGCUCGGAAUGUGAAAAAGGUUUUACUAAAAAAUCAAGGCUGGUUGACCAUCUAAAAACUCACACAGGGGAGAAACCUUUUUCAUGUUCAGAUUGUGGAAAAUCAUUUACAUUGGAAUCAAGUCUUGUAUACCAUCAGAAAACUCACACAGACAAGAAGCCAUUUUCAUGUUCAGAAUGUGGGAAAUGUUUCCUUAAGAAAGCAUAUCUUGUCAAUCAUCAGAGAGCACACACAGGAGAGAAACCAUUUUCAUGCUUGGAAUGUGGCAAAUGUUUUACUAUGAAAUCACUUCUUGUAAGACAUCAGAAAAACCACAUAGGAGAGAAGCCACUUUUAUGCUUAGGAUGUGGAAAAUCAUUUAGUGAGAACAUAUGUCUUGUGGAACAUCAGAAAACUCACACAGAGGAGAAGCCUCUGUUAUGCUUGGAAUGUGGCAAAUGUUGUACAAGGAAAGCUGAUCUUGUUAAACAUCAGAGAAUGCACACAGGAGAGAAGCCAUUUUUGUGUUCAGACUGUGGAAAAUCAUUUGGUGACAAGUCAAAUCUUGUGGAACAUCAAAGACUUCACACAGGUCAGAAGCCAUUGUCAUGCUCAGAAUGUGGGAAAUAUUUUAGUAAGAAUUCAAGUCUUGUUAUUCAUCAGAGAACUCACACAGGAGAGAAGCCCUAUACAUGUCCUGAAUGUUUUAAGUGUUUUAGACAUAGAGCAACCCUUGUGGAUCAUAUGAAAACUCACACAGGAGAGAAACCAUUUUCAUGCUCAGAAUGUGGAAGAUGUUUUAUUAAGAAAACAAGGCUGCAUAACCAUCUAAAAACCCACACAGAGAAGCCAUUUUCUUGUUCAGAAUGUGGAGAAUCAUUUUGUGAGAAUAGCAUUCUUGUGGAACAUCAGCAAACUCACGCAGAAGAGAAGCCAUUUCUAUGCUUGGAAUGUGGCAAAUGUUUUACUAUGAAAUCACUUCUUGAUAGACAUCUAAGACAUCACACAGGAGAGAAGCCAUUUUCAUGUUUGCAAUGUAGGAAAUGUUUUAGUCAGAAAUCACAUCUUGUUAGGCAUCAGAACAUUCACACAGGAGAGAAGCCAUUUUCAUGUCCAGAAUGUGGGAAAUGUUUCAGUGAAAAACCAAAUCUUGUGAAUCAUAUGAAAACUCACUAAGGGGAGAAGCCCUUUUCACAUUCGGUAUGUGAUUCAUUUUUUAAUACCUCCAGAUCCAACUGGGUUUGGACUAAAUGGACUGUUUCCCAAAGUUCUUCUAUGUGAGAAUAAAGUAUGAAGACUUCUCUUUGUUUCUUCUAUUCUUUUUGUAUCUGGAGAAUUCGGACAUUGUUCUUUAUACAGAACAGAAGAGACAUCCUGUGGGGCAUGACUUUUCUGGACAUGAGAUUUAUUGAAUAAAAAAUAAAAAAUAAUUAUAAAAACAAAAAAGUUUAAAAGAAAAAAAAAAUCCAUUACUGCUGAGCACAUAAGAGUAAUCUCCUCGUGUAUCUACUUUCUCUUUCUCCUGUGAUAUUACAGCUAUGUGCACACAGAAUUUGGUGGAGACCCUGAAGCAAUUAAUGGGGUACUCCGCCCCUAGGCAUCUUAUCCCCUAUCCAAAAUAAAGAGGAUAUGAUGUCUAAUCACGGGCGUCCCGCCACUGGGGACCCCCACGAUCUCCCUGCUGCUUUGUUUAGAGCAUUGGGUGCAGCGCUGGAGGCUCGU
Messenger RNA from Hyla sarda, 2736 nucleotides. RefSeq names its product oocyte zinc finger protein XlCOF6-like. The coding region runs from base 1 to 2190 and encodes 729 amino acids. The record is from RefSeq and is a predicted model, not a curated record. NCBI's taxonomy places the organism in Eukaryota, Metazoa, Chordata, Amphibia, Anura, Hylidae. Gene Ontology annotation, molecular function: DNA-binding transcription factor activity; RNA polymerase II cis-regulatory region sequence-specific DNA binding. The transcript has 6 exons. Gene Ontology annotation, biological process: regulation of transcription by RNA polymerase II.